Molecule: messenger RNA, 1219 nt
Organism: Arabidopsis arenosa
Lineage: Eukaryota; Viridiplantae; Streptophyta; Magnoliopsida; Brassicales; Brassicaceae
Source: the annotation of a GenBank genome assembly
UGUUGGGACCUUCUCUUGCUUUUAGUGAGAACACUGACGUUGACUCUUAACAUAAAUGAGAAAGAAAUUGAAGAAAAUCAUGGGGCAAGACCGAAUUCCCAAAGACCGUGAGGCGUGUGAGAUGUUGAAGCUUUCAAUGCUAAAGAAGUGGAGGCAACUUGAACGACCAGAUUCUUUUGAUGCUUCUGACGAGUAUCAUUCACAGGAACUGUCAAUGGCAAUUUAUCAAAGAGAAGAAAAUGCAGCCAUUUGUGCUCAUUACUAUGAUCAAUCAUGCCCUGCUGCUGAAAAAAUUAUACUUGAAACGGUUAAGAACGCUACUUUGUAUGAUCCUAAAGUGCCUGCUCGAUCGUCUCCUCAGAAUGUUCUUCCACGAUUGCUUCAUCAGGAUUCGACUCAGUCCAACCAAGCUGAGAAGGAUGGUCCUCCAAACAUUUCGGUACGGUCAUUUUACGUGAUCGAAGAUGCUAAGAGAAAGCUCGAAAAGGCUUGUCCUCGUACUGUGUCUUGUGCCGAUGUAAUCGCCAUUGCAGCUAGAGACGUGGUCACCUUGUCUGGUGGUCCUUACUGGAGCGUACUAAAAGGACGAAAAGACGGGACAAUUUCGCGAGCCACUGAGACUAGAAAUCUCCCAGCACCAACGUUCAAUGUUUCUCAACUGAUCCAAAGCUUUGCAGCAAGAGGCUUGUCGGUGAAAGACAUAGUUACGCUCUCAGGUGGCCACACCCUAGGGUUCUCUCACUGUUCUUCUUUCGAGGCCCGUCUUCAAAACUUCAGCAAAGUCCACGACAUUGAUCCUUCGAUGAACUAUGCGUUCGCACAAACCCUGAAAAAGAAAUGCCCGAGAUCAUCUAACCGAGGCAAGAACGCAGGGACAGUCUUGGACUCUACUUCCUCGGUUUUCGAUAAUGUUUACUUCAAGCAGAUUUUGUCCGGGAAAGGAGUGUUUGGGUCUGAUCAGGUGCUUUUAAGCGAUUCCCGAACUAAGUGGAUCGUUGAGACAUAUGCUCAAGACCAAAAAGCUUUCUUCAGAGAGUUUGCAGCUUCCAUGGUGAAACUUGGAAACUUUGGAGUCAAGGAGACUGGACAAGUGAGGCUUAACACCCGCUUCGUCAACUAAAAGCAUAACCCUAUAGAAGAGGCAACCAAAUGAGAGUUUUCUUUUCUUCAAAUUUGAUUUCAUUUAUAUAUGAUAUUAUAAUAAUGUCGACCGGCCAAU